Molecule: messenger RNA, 1107 nt
Organism: Pyrenophora tritici-repentis Pt-1C-BFP
Lineage: Eukaryota; Fungi; Ascomycota; Dothideomycetes; Pleosporales; Pleosporaceae
Product: RNase PH-related exoribonuclease
Biological process (GO): U1 snRNA 3'-end processing; exonucleolytic trimming to generate mature 3'-end of 5.8S rRNA from tricistronic rRNA transcript (SSU-rRNA, 5.8S rRNA, LSU-rRNA); U5 snRNA 3'-end processing
Cellular component (GO): cytoplasmic exosome (RNase complex); nuclear exosome (RNase complex)
Molecular function (GO): mRNA 3'-UTR AU-rich region binding
Source: RefSeq, a predicted model, not a curated record
AUGGCGCCCCAGCAGGCCCUCGUCAAUCUCUCGCCCGCUGAGCUGUCCUUUUUGCGCUCCACGCUUUCACAGACGCCGCCCAUCCGCCUCGAUGUUACCAAAGGACCCCGCGACUUUCGCUCCAUGCGCGCCGAGUAUGACGUACUGCCCACGGCAAACGGGAGUGCGCGCAUUGCUCUGGAAGACGGCACCGAGGCCCUGGUAGGCGUCAAGGCCGAGGUGGAGCGGUCACGCCAGCGCCCGACGCUGGGCGAGCAUGGCGUCGACGUGGACAUGGAAGACGGCGACGGCGACGGCGACGGGAGUGAAGAUGCCGACGACAGCAAGGGCAAGGGCCAGAAUGCGUGGGUAGAGAUGAGCGUCGAGGUGCCAGGCUUCCGCGAGGACGAUGCGCUGCCAGUCUUCCUCUCCUCCAUGCUCACAGAGAGUUUGCUUGCCAGUGGGGAGCUAAAAGACCGGUUGUACAUCAACACGCGCUUUCACUGGAAACUAUACGUCGAUAUUCUGCUGCUUUCCCCACCACUCUCCUACCCGCUCGCACUACUCUCUAUGACCGCCCACCUCGCCCUCCUCACCACACAUGUCCCCGCGCUGAAGUCUGAAAAGGACGAAGACCCGCUCUUCGACGACGACUGGGACGCCGCCGUGCCUCUAUACCCCAAGCAGGCCGGCACCACGAAGACGGCUCCACAGCUAGGGAAGCCACCCGUUAUUAUCUUAGCCAUGGCAGUGGGCGACAACAUCAUCUUCGAUCCCGCCAAGGAGGAGCUUGCAGUAGCAGAUGCCGUUCUUGCCGUCGCAUGCACAAACUCAACGACCUCAUCCACGGGCGCGCGCAUAGUCUCAAUACGCACCAUUGACCCUCCCUCGCAUCUCACUCCGCCAGGCGUACCCAACUCGAUGAACUCUGCAACUGGCGGCACUGCUCCCACCUCCAGCGCCGAUGCGCUUACACAGCGAGAACUGCUCGCGACUUCGGGCGUCUGGACACCGCCCCGGGGCGGCAUGAAGAGAGGCCUCAUCUCACACGUAACCAAGAUGGUCGUGGAGAGUGGUGGAGUCGCCGAGGAGGUUAUUGGUGCCUUGGCGGCGAUUGAGGUCGGUUGA